Messenger RNA from Didymodactylos carnosus, 2196 nucleotides. Lineage: Eukaryota; Metazoa; Rotifera; Eurotatoria; Philodinida; Philodinidae. The record is from the annotation of a GenBank genome assembly.
AUGAUCGUUUAUGACAAAAAUCUGUUUUAUGCAGCUUGGCUUGAACAUUAUAGUCGUCAUCAACACAAUGUCACAAACGAAGAAAUAUUUACAUCAAAACCGCUACGCUAUGUAGACGAAUUGUGCGACUUAUAUGUAACUAACUGUAAUAUGAGUGAGAAUACAGAUACUCAUGAAAAACAAACACAAACGAAAUCAUCAACUAUUGUAGAGAAUGAUGUUAGAGUAAAGAAAGCGUGUGCUUUCACAGCAGGUGUCUUGGAGCGUCUUAGUAAUCAACGGAGUACAACGGAAUUUUGUGAUCUUGUCUUAUUAGCCGGUGGCCAAACAUUUAAUGUACACAAAUGUUUGUUGGUGGCAUCGUGUGAUUAUUUUGAUGCAUUAAAUCGAAGUGGAAUGCAAGAAACAAGACAGGACUCUAUUGAACUGAAAGGUGUAUCAGCAAGUGGAUUGAAAGCUGUACUCGAUUUUAUAUAUACAGGAGAAUUAAAAUUAAGUCUUGAAAACAUUGCUGAAGUUUUGAGAGCCGUAUCUCAUCUACAAGUUCAUCAUGCAUCAAAAUUAUGCGAAGAUUUUUUGAUCGAAGAAACAACAGUGGAAAAUUGUGUAGAUAUUAACAAGUUUGUCUUGCGAAAUUUUCCAAAAGUUGUUAUAAAUGAUCAGUUUAAACGUCUAACCUAUGAACAAAUAUUAUAUUUGAUCCAAUCAAAUGAAUUUCGUUUGUAUCCAGAAAUAAAAGUUUUUGAAAUGUGUGUAGAUUGGAUGAAACAUGAUGAGCCAAAACGUAUGAUGUAUAUUAGCGAACUGAUGCAACAUGUACGAUUUCAAACCAUGAAACCUGAAGAAUUUGUUGAUUUGGUUGUAAAUAAACAUGAAUUUAUGCGAACCGAUCCACAAUGUGUUAAAUAUGCAUUUGAAGCCUAUGAAUAUUUUGCUAUUCCUACACGACAAUACUCAUCAAUAUCGCCACGAAGUAUGAUUAGAAAUGAGCCAGCAAUGGUGUGUGUUAAUGAAUCCAUGUAUAUUCUCAAUAAAAAAGAAGAUGUUUGGCAAUAUAUGUGUAAUUCAUUAGCAACAUGGAAAACAUUAAGUCAAAAAUUUGUUGUUGUCAAUAAUUUUCUCUAUGCUUGUGGAGGAUAUAGUGAGAAUAAUCGCGAAACAACAAAUACUUGCUAUCGUUUCGAUCCACGGUCUGGAUCAUGGUCUCAGAUUGCUCAAAUGAAAGAGAAAAGACAGUUUUUUACUCUAGCCGGAUCUCAUGAUUCCAUCGUAGCUGUUGGAGGCGUUUACGGCGAUCGAGGGAAUUUUUAUGCCACUCAUCCAUGUUCAACAGCGAUUGAAGUCUAUAAUAUUGAAAAAGAUCAAUGGCAAAGUUUAGUAUGUCCAAUGCCAAUUUUAAAGUGGCCCGGUGCAUGUGUCUAUUCACAUUUUGCAUUUAUAGUUGGUGGAAAACAUACAGAUGGUUUAAAUCAUCGUUUAUCAACAAAUUCAUACGCUGUUGACUUAAAAACUGGUCAUGUAGAAAUUCAUGAACCCCCAUUAACAGUCAGAUUCAAUCCAACUGUUUUCUAUAAGGAUAAUCGUGUUAUUCUUUUCGGUGGUGAAGACGACAAGUAUCGAUUAGCACCAUGUAUUGAAAUAUAUUGUUUAAUUACAAAUCAAUGGUCGGAAGUUAGUCAUUCGUACCAGUGCAUAUCCAGUUCAUGCAUGAUUGGACAUAAAAUUUCGUAUCUAUUAGAAGAACAUGAUGGUCCAUCAAGUGAAAGCUACAUUUUAAAAGCUUCUGUUUUUGAUAUUGAAAAGAAAACAUUCGAACGUAGUGUGUGUUUACCACAUCCGUCUACACUUGCUUCUAAAUGGUGUUCACUCGUUUUUCCACAAGAAUUUUUAGAACGUUGUCAAAAUCAAUUUCAUCCAUUUGAAAAUGAUCAACAGCAACAACAUAACGGUGGAAACAAUAACGGAGAACACAGCAAUAAUGAUUUCGGUGAAGGCAAUUAUUCGAAUCAAAAUGGUGGUAGUAGUAGAAAUGAGGGUAGCAGUUUUAAUUCUAAUACAUCAUCAUCUGGCCUAUCAAGUUCAUGUGCAAGUCCCAAUGAUAGUUUACGUUAUCGGUUUUACCAUUACGAUCAAUACGUUGAAGAACCGUUACAAAAUAAUAAUAAACAAGUACUAAAGUCAAAGGACGAUAGUUAG